GUAACCAACGAAAUGAGUUAGGAGUCUAGUUGCCAGAAAAAUUGCAAUUUUUCCUUUAGGUGAAAAUGGAGAUGAGAGCAAAAGAAGACAUUCCAAUAGGCCAAGACCUCACUCCUCCAAUCCCACCACUUUCCCUCUCCCUCCACCAUUCUACACUCCUCUCUCACUGUUCUUCUUGCUUUUCUCCUCUCCCUCAUCCUCCUUCUCUUCACUAUCCUCCCUUCUUCUCCCUUAAAAAUCCCAACCCAAAUCACUUCAUUCGUUACUGUUCCCUUCAAUGCUCUUCUCUCGACUCCCCUAUUCACUUCUCCUCUUCAGAAUUCCACUUCUUUCACCUCUUUCCUCAACCCCUUUACACCACUUUCCCUACUUCCUCCGACCUUCGUCUCUCCCUCCGCCUUCUCCACCGCUUCCAAACGCUUCAUCUCAUCCAAGAAUCAAAUGGGUCUUUCUUAAAUUUGGAAAGAAUUGGUGGGUUGGUGACGAAUUUCAGGAAAGUAAUGUUCUUGGAAGAACACUGCAGCGAUGAUGAACUUUCUGGAAGAAUUCGUGAUGGGGCAAAGGCUUUGGCAGCUUCAAGAAGAAUGUGUGUCGGCUUAGAGACCAAUGGAGAGUAUACUUUGGAAGCUGCAGUGCUCUGCUUAGUGCUGACCAAUGCAGUGGAAGUGCAUGAUAAGGAUGGGAGAAGUUUAGGCGUGGGUGUUUAUGAUGUAACGUUUUCAUGGGUCAAUCAUAGCUGCUCUCCUAAUGCUUCUUACAGAUUUUGUACAGCAUCAGAUUCUGGGGGGAUAUUGGAGAGUAGGAUAUGUCCUGCAGCUCCAGAGACUGGUGUUGCUGGCAUUGAAAGUGAAUCAAUUAGUAGUAAUACUAAACUUCAGAAAUCCAUGUCAGUGAUUGGUGGAAGUGAAGCAUGUGGUCCGAAGAUAAUCUUUAGAAGUAUAAAGAGCAUCCAUGAAAGUGAAGAAGUGUUGAUAACAUACACUGACUUGUUACAGCCUAAGGUGAUGAGGCAAUCAGAGUUGUGGUCUAAGUACAGGUUCAGUUGCUGCUGUAAACGCUGUAGAGCAAUGCCUACGACUUAUAUAGAUCAUUGUCUGCAGGUAAAAUCAUAUGGGUUGAGAACAUUGGUUAGAAAGGAAAUCUUAAUUUUAAAUCUCGUUUGUUCAAAUAUGGCUUCUGGUGACAACUUUUACGGGGACCAUGUAAUGGAGAAGCUGAUGGAUUGCUUGAAUGACGCUAUAGACGACUUCCUGUCAUUUAAUAGCCCCAAGAAUUGUUGUGAAAAACUUGAGAUCCUGCUUACUCAAGAUCAUGUUAACAUACUUCUAAAGCCUAAUGGAGAAAAAUUACAUCAACUCUUCAGAUUACAUCCUCUUCAUCAUGUCUCUUUGCAUGCCUACAUGACACUUGCUUCUGCAUAUAAAGUCUCUGUAAGUGAACUGCUGGCCGUAGACCCUGAAGGUGAUGAACAUCAAACCGAAGCUUUUAAUAUGAGCAGAAAGAGUGCAGCAUAUUCCUUGUUGCUUGCAGGUGCCACCCAGCAUUUAUUAGAAUCUGAAUCUUCUCUCAUUGUGCCUGUGUCAAAUUUUUGGACGACUGCUGGUGAGACUUUACUAAGUCUUGUCAGAAGCUCCACAUGGGACUUAUUUUCAAAGGGAAGACACAUUGAAGAUUUUUCAUUUUUGUCAUAUCAAAUUUGUGGCAAAUGCAUGCUGCUUGAUAGGUUUAGAGAUAAUUCUACUGGCACUCCCGAUAAAAAUGCAGAAUUUGCUGAGGUAACUAGCCAAUUUUUGAAUUGUGUUACCGAUACAACACAAAAAAUCUGGGGUUUUCUCAUAGAGGAAGGUGGUUACUUGAAAGUAGUUGAGGAUCCCAUUAACUUUAGAUGGCUUGGGAGUAGGAUGCCAUCUCUUACUCAUUUUGCAGCUCAUGCUACAAGCCCUGGUGCAUCAGACAAAACAGAUUCUGGAUUGGAAGCAGAAGAAUAUCACAACAAGAUACGGGUAAAAUUGUUCUUGCUUGGUAUUCAUUGCUUAAUCUAUGGAGCAUUUUUGUCAACUGUAUGGUUUGGUCCUAAUUCACCACUGAUGUCUAAAGUUGAAAGUCUUCUCUGUGUCGAAGGUAUUCUGAAUGGUUAAGCUAUUGGUUGCAUGCAAAUCCCAAUUGUUUGUCUAAUAGUCUUUUAAGUUGUUGGCUACAUAAUGGGAUAUCCUUAUACUUGGCUCGGAUUUUUAUUGGUUAUGAUGUGUCAUCCAUGUUAGAUCGAGUGAGGAACACAUAAAGGUUAAGUGGAAUUUAACCUUUAAUUAAAUGAGAAGAUCAGGCCCUGCUAGAUAAUUAAGUGAUGAGUGUGAUCACAAAUUUUAAUUCUAUUUAAAGUAGUUUAGUGAAGAAAGCAAAUCUCCAAUG
Molecule: messenger RNA, 2409 nt
Organism: Solanum dulcamara
Lineage: Eukaryota; Viridiplantae; Streptophyta; Magnoliopsida; Solanales; Solanaceae
Product: protein SET DOMAIN GROUP 41
Exons: 4
Coding region: 66-2138 (690 amino acids)
Source: RefSeq, a predicted model, not a curated record